This is a messenger RNA of Athalia rosae (coleseed sawfly), 2583 nucleotides long. RefSeq lists its product as uncharacterized. The record is from RefSeq and is a predicted model, not a curated record. NCBI's taxonomy places the organism in Eukaryota, Metazoa, Arthropoda, Insecta, Hymenoptera, Athaliidae. Gene Ontology annotation, molecular function: zinc ion binding; nucleic acid binding. The transcript has a single exon. Bases 1 to 2583 code for a protein of 860 amino acids.
AUGGGUGAUGAAGAAUGUAAAGUAACGAAAACUAACGAACAGCAGAUAAGACUGACGGACGCACAGCACUUUACACAGGAAGAGAUAAUCUCUGAACUCAGGAAGAGAGGCCACGAGGUGAACCCGACGGAGAAACGCGACGACUUGCGAAAAAAGUUAGUGACUUUAGUUCGCCGAGAGAUAGAAGAGCGUAAGUGCGCUGAAGAAAUAGAAGAGCGCGAGCGCGCUGAAGAAAUAGAAGAGCGCGAGCGCGCUGAAGAAAUAGAAGAGCGCGAGCGCGCUGAAGAAUCUCAGCAGGACAGUCAAGAACACAGCAGCAUCAUGACCGACAAUGCCCAUUUAACGUUCCACCUAAAAACAGACGAUUGGGAAGCGUUCGUCGAACGAAUGGAGCUGCAUCUAGUGGUAAAGAAAAUCACGGAAGACAACAUGAAAGUGGCCAUACUACUUACACAUUUCGAUGAGGAAGCGUACAUAUUAGUGCGCAACUUAUGCGCACCUGCUAAACCAAGUACGAAAUCAUUUGACGAUAUAGUAAAGCUAAUGUCGGAUCACAUAAAUCCGAAACCGUCGAUAGUGAUGGAGCGCUGCACCUUUAAUAGUACAAAGCAAGACGCUAACGAGUCAAUUUCCGAUUUCGCAGCACGUCUAAGAAAACUAGCACUACACUGUGAUUUCACAGACUUGGCUACAGCAUUACGCGAUCAAUUCGUGUGCGGUCUGUACAACGAAACAGCAAGAAUCGAGCUGUUCAAGCUAUCUGAUCUAACAUUUGAUAAAGCACUGACAACAGCAACUGCUCACGAAAACGCAAUGAAGAACGCAGCAGGCGCAGUAAAGACCCUAAGCUGCAAAAACCAAAAACAAGAAAUGUUCGCUAUAAGUAGGGAGACAAACCGUCGGAGUCAUCAAUCAACUGAGCAACAAAGAAACAAGAGAAUGAAUGAUAAAAGGUGUUACUGUUGCGGCGAUUUAGGACAUUUCGCCGGCGCAUGCACACACCGUGAUAAAACGUGCAACUUCUGUAAAAAAAGGGGCCACUUGGAACGCGCCUGCUUUAAGAAGAAACGAGCAGGAAACAAAUAUUUACAACCAGAAGACGACAUUACACCGGGUAGUGCUACCUCCGACGGCGACCAUUAUGACGAUUUCUUUUCUCUACGAGCGAAGGACAACAAUAUUGACUGUAAGUUAGUGGUAAAUAACAUUAAAGCGGAUCCUAUGUUCGUUGAUGUACACUUGAACGGAAAAAAAAUAUUAAUGGAAAUUGAUUCCGGUACGUACUAUACAGUGGUAUCUGAAAGGCUUAAGGCUAAACAUUUGCAAAAUUGGAAAAUUGAUAAGUGCAACACAAAUUUGUACGGUUAUGAGCACAAUGAAAUGCAACCUAUCGGUCAACUUAAGAACCUAAAAGUUAACUUUAACAAUCAAUUAAAAAAUCUCAACUGUCUAGUGCUAAAAGGUGACGGACCGCCAUCAAUAGGCAGGCAAUGGCUGGCCGAAUUCAACCUCUGGCCUUUAAAGCUUUCAGAUACCAUUUCACCAAGCGAUACUAAGCAACAAAUAUUAAAGUUAAACGUAAACAAUGUGCAAAACAAUUUGCUAUUGGAAUUUCCACAAUUGUUCGGAAAUACGCCGGGAUUAUAUAAUAAGCGCGCAAUCAAAUUACAUUUAAAAAACAAUGCGAAACCGAUCGCGCUUGGGGCCAGGCACGUGCCUUACGCACUUCGAGUCAAAGUAGAAAAUGAAAUCGCGAGGCUAAUAACUUUAGGCCACCUUAAAAAAGUGGAGGCGAGCGAAUGGGCUACACCUAUAGUGCCGGUAAUUAAAAAGGACGGCACUGUACGAAUAUGCGGUGAUUUCAAAUUAACUGUUAACCCGAACUUGGAUGUGACCAAACGCCCGUUUCCACUCAUCGAUGAUAUUUUUCAAAUCCUGCAAAGGGGAUUAUUGUAUUCGCAACUUGAUUUGAAACACGGCUACAUGCAAAUUCCAAUUGACGAGAAAUCGCAAGAAUUACUAACAAUAACGACACACAUCGGAUUGUUUCGGUACACGAAAAUGACGGAAGGUACAGCGCCGGCCCCAGGCGAGUUCCAACAAAUCAUGAACGAAUGCUUACAGGGCAUUCCACAUACAGUCGCGUAUCUCGAUAAUAUUUAUGUUACGGGCGAGACUCAUGAAGAACACCUUGAAAAUCUACGUAAAGUAUGUAAAAGACUAGAAGAAAACGGCUUAAGAGUUAACAGAGACAAAUGUGAUUUCAUGAAAGAGCAAAUCGAAGUGUUAGGCUUAGUAAUUGACGCAAAAGGGCUGCACAAAUCUAAAUCAAAGAUUGAGGCAAUGUGGAAAGCGCCAAGGCCAAGCAAUAGUAAACAACUUUUAUCGUUUCUCGGUUUAAUUAACUUCUAUGAAAGAUUUUUGUGCAAUAGAUCGGAAAAGCUCAAACCGCUGUUCGAUUGCGUCCGAAACAUGUUGGCUUUCCGGUACUGGUGGCGCCUAUUGGCGUCCGAAACAUGUUGGCUUCCCGGUACUGUUGGCGCCUAUUGGCGUCCGAAACAUAUUGGCUUCCCGGUACUGUAG